Molecule: messenger RNA, 802 nt
Organism: Ooceraea biroi (clonal raider ant)
Lineage: Eukaryota; Metazoa; Arthropoda; Insecta; Hymenoptera; Formicidae
Biological process (GO): Wnt signaling pathway
Source: RefSeq, a predicted model, not a curated record
UGUGUGAAGAAGCUUGUAUAUUAUUUAGAUAUUAAAAUUUAUUUAUAAGAUAUGGUAUGCUGAUUUUUGCUAUUGUUAUCAAGCUAAAUAUCACGAAUUAUUUAUAUAAAUAAUGACAAAGGAUGAGGAAGGGAAAAACAUUUCGAGUUCGGAGGACGAGAUGUUUAUAAAUAACGUGAAGGAUGUGAUUGAUCAACAGUUUUUGAAUGACGAUCUUUAUAAUAAAGAGAAAACUGAAGUUUUUCAAUCCAAACUCGAGACUAAUCAGCCACAUGGAAAGUCUUUAAGAGUGAAUUCCGAGCAAGAGGACACAUUUAUGAAUUUUGGUAUUAGUGCAACGUUCCAGAAUUUUGUGGCUAAGAAGUUAGAUAAGCUUUUGGAAGGAACCAUCAAGUUAAAAGACAAGAAAAAUACUGAAUGCUCUUUGGAACAUAAACGGAAGGAACAUAAAAGUACGGGGAUAAAACUCUUGAGUACGUCAACAACAUAUUUAAACACAGAAAUUACAGAAGCACAUGCGGACUGUGGAAAGAAGUUCAAAAGGAAAAAAUAUAAAAUUAUAGAAGAUGACGAUGCUUUGCUUAAAUUUCGAGAGGCUGCUGUAGAUUCAGAACGUAUAUUGAGCAAAUCCUAUACGGAAGCAUGGGUCAAUAGACGGCCCGAGCCAGAUUUUAAAUAUAAAAGAUUGAAAAAUGGUAUUUUGGUCGAGCAAGCAUAACCUUAAUUUUCUGCGAAUUUAUAUGUGCUUCUAUUAAGCUCCAUUAAAUCUCUUUGUGUGGAUCAUUAGACAUUUCUGUCAUAA